AUGCAGACUGUUCUCGCCUCGUUGGCCGUCGCCGUCUCCGUGGCCGCCGCUGUUCCUCAGCAGCUGGCUGCCCGUGAUGACGGCCCAACCCCCAUCACCGUCAAGGGAAAUGCCUUCUUCCAGGGCGACGAACGCUUCUAUGUCCGUGGUGUCGACUACCAGCCCGGCGGCUCGUCCAAGCUUGUUGACCCGCUCGCUGAGCCCACCACCUGCAAGCGAGACAUCAAGAAGUUCACCGACCUCGGUCUCAACACUGUCCGUGUCUACUCGGUCGACAACACUGCCGACCACGACGAAUGUAUGAAUGCUCUGGCAGACGCCAACAUCUACGUCGUCCUGGAUGUCAACACCCCCAAGUACUCCUUGAACCGUGCCGACCCCGAGGUGUCCUACAACGACGUCUACCUGCAAAACGUCUUUUCCACGGUCGAGAUGUUCGCCCAGUAUCCCAACACCUUGGCCUUCUUUUCCGGAAACGAGGUCAUCAACGACGGCCCCUCGUCCAAAGCUGCCCCGUACGUCAAGGCUGUCACCCGUGACAUUCGCCAGUUCCUCCGCUCUCGCAAGCUGCGUACCGUCCCUGUUGGCUACUCGGCCGCUGAUAUCGACACCAACCGUCUCCAAAUGGCCGAGUACAUGAACUGCGGUACCGACGACGAACGCAGUGACUUCUUUGCCUUUAACGACUAUUCUUGGUGCGAUCCUUCCUCCUUCACCAUCUCGGGCUGGGACGAAAAGGUGAAGAACUUUACCGGCUAUGGUCUUCCUCUCUUCCUUUCCGAGUACGGCUGCAACACGAACAAGCGCCAGUUCCAGGAAGUCAGUUCUCUGUACGAUACCAAGAUGACUCCCGUGUAUUCUGGUGGCCUGGUCUAUGAGUACUCCGAGGAAGGCAGCAACUACGGUCUUGUCAAGAUCAGCGGCGACGAUGUCACCGAAAAGCCCGAUUACACCGAACUGAAGAACGCCCUGAAGAAGACCGCUCCCCCCAAGGGUGACGGCAACUACAACUCGACCGGUGGCGCCAGCGGUUGCCCAGCUUCUAGCCCUCCCAACUGGGAUGUCUCCGAAGAUGCUCUCCCCGAGAUCCCAGCCCCUGCUAAGAAGUUCAUGACCGAGGGUGCCGGCAAGGGCCCCGGCUUUCUCGGCUCGGGCAGCCAGAACAAGGGCACUCAGUCCACCGCCACCGCCAGUGCUGGCUCUGGCUCUGUCUCCGGCUCGUCAGAAACGUCGUCUUCGUCCCCGUCCAGCUCGACGGGCGCUGCAGCCAGUGUCCGUGCUCCGGAAAUGAGCUUUGUUCCCUUGAUGGGCAGCGUCGCCGUUGCGCUGUCGACUUUGUUGGGAGCCUCGUUAGUCUUGUUGUAA
Messenger RNA from Talaromyces rugulosus, 1365 nucleotides. RefSeq lists its product as uncharacterized. NCBI's taxonomy places the organism in Eukaryota, Fungi, Ascomycota, Eurotiomycetes, Eurotiales, Trichocomaceae. Gene Ontology annotation, molecular function: 1,3-beta-glucanosyltransferase activity. The coding region runs from base 1 to 1365 and encodes 454 amino acids. Gene Ontology annotation, biological process: fungal-type cell wall (1->3)-beta-D-glucan biosynthetic process. Gene Ontology annotation, cellular component: cytoplasm; fungal-type cell wall. The transcript is spliced from 2 exons. The record is from RefSeq and is a predicted model, not a curated record.